AUGGAUGUCUCAGUGCCGCCAGUCGUGCGAGGAGAAUUCCUCUAUAGAGACGUACUCCUCGUCGACGUCGGUGGAGAACUCAAGCGACAUGCUCGAGCCCCUGAGACCGAAAUCAAGCAGGCACUAAAUGCGAGUACCGGCCAGAAGGACAAGACCGCUCACUGGUACGAAGCGCAACUCAUCCAUUACGGUCUCCAGCGAAGCAAGGAGAAGAACACGGCAAAAUUACGUCUCCAUGAAGCGCUCAACCGGAAGAAACUCAAGGCACCUCCGCAGCACCUCGUCGAUAUGGAAGCGGCGAUGAAGAAGGAGUAUGCUGCUGCUGUUCGCAAAGCCAAGGCCCAGUCGACACCGUCUGCGGGAAAGAAGCGGGCUCGGGAAGACGACGUCGAGCAGAGUGUGAAGAAGACCAAGAUUUCAGUCAGGGUUGGCGAUGUGUCGAUUGAUAUUGAUCAGUCUGGCACGUCUUCGGCUAAGAAGCCGACAGCUGGCAAAGCGAAAGUAACUGAGUCCAAGGAAAAGGCACCAAAGGCGACCGGAGAGAAGAAAGCGAAAGCGUCGACACCGAAGCCGAAGAAAAGCGCGAAUCUGACUCAGAUUGGCGACACUCGAGAUCACUCAGCAGGUGCAAUGCCGCCCUUCUAUCAGGAUUUGGGAGAUCUGAGCGAGGCUAAAGCCAAGACACCUAGAAAGCAAACUGUCAAGGAUUCUAUCAAGAAAGAAGCCACCAAGAGUGAGACCAUCAAGAAAAAGGCUGUCAAGAAGGAGCCGAAGGUCAAGAAUGAGCCUAUCGUCAGACCGGAGCCCACGGUCAAGCCAGAGCCCAAGGUCAAGUCGGAACCCAAGGUCAAGCCGGAGCCCAGAAAUGACUUUGAUCAAAGCCAAGAGCAAUACAUGGAGGAGCAGCCAGGCUUUGACGAAUCUCAGAGUCAGAAGUACGUUACCGGUGUGUACAACAUCUCUUGUCCAUUACUUGCCGAACAGGCACCGGAUCAUGCGGACAAAUUCAGGCUUUUCGUGUGCGUCGAUCAGGACGGGAAUCGUAUCUGGAGUGGCUUCGAGCUCGCGUGGAAGUCUGGCGUCGUCAAGAUUGACAGUACUGCUUGGGGUGUGCCGCUGAGCUUUGGCUGGCGUGCCAAAGAUUGCGAGGCGAGUGGCAAAGGUCUUCGGUUUGGGAAAGGCUGCUUCGGGGACAUUGAAUUCUACAGGGAGCAGCAGGUGCGCGGCGUCUUUUAUAACCUCUUCCCUGAGCCUGUCCAGUUCGAUGGCAAGCGACGAGCGGGGCCUCUAUGGUGUGGAAAGGCCGCAUGGAAGUUCGAGCAGGAGUGGGAUGACUUUCCAAGGCAGGCGUACGGCCGUUGA
Molecule: messenger RNA, 1362 nt
Organism: Lecanosticta acicola
Lineage: Eukaryota; Fungi; Ascomycota; Dothideomycetes; Mycosphaerellales; Mycosphaerellaceae
Source: the annotation of a GenBank genome assembly